AUGUCGCAACCACCUGGACUCUUCAGCGUGCGACGCCCUCGCGAAACGCUGGGCCACAUCCAAAACUUUUCAGGCAUCCCGCAACCUGCCUCUGCCGUAAAGCGCGUCUCUUCGAGCAAUGAGUUACGAAAUGCGCCAUUCACGGCGUCGCACGCCCGAUCGACGUCGAUAAAUCAGAGUGUUCAGCGACCCGCGCAGCCAAAUUUCCACCGCUCAUCUUCAGGAGGGAAUUUAGCAGACAUGGGAAUGUCCACCGCUAGAAGAUCAGUUUCAAGUAACAUGUUCGGCAGCGCAAACACUGGCAGACAGAGUCUUGCGCCAAACCAGUUGUUUGGAUCUCAAACUCCUGCGUCGCAAAGCAUACAACGAAGAAGCAGCAUAUUCUCCCGGCCCUCCGGCCAUGGCCCAGUCGCGCACCAGUCCUUCUUCUCCCAACCUCCUGCUCCUGGAAUUGCACCCAAAGACCCUCGACCUCUCAGGGACUCCUCGUAUAGAGCGCGACUGAGUCAAGAACUACUGGACUACUUGACACAAAACAACUUCGAAUUGGAAAUGAAGCAUUCGUUGACGCAAAACUCUGUAAAAUCACCAACGCAGAAAGAUUUCACAUUCAUGUUCCAGUGGCUCUACCGACGGAUUGACCCCGGAUAUAAAUUUCAGAAGAGCAUUGACACAGAAGUACCGCCAAUCAUGAAACAGUUGAGAUAUCCUUACGAAAGGGACAUUACAAAGUCACACCUGGUCGCAGUUGGAGGACAGAACUGGCCUCGCUUUCUUGGAUUACUACAUUGGAUGAUGCAGCUUGCACAAAUGUUGGACAACUUUACACGAGGUGCAUACGAUGAUGCCUGUGCCGAAGCAGGUGUCGACAUUGCGAGCGACAGAAUUGUCUUCAGGUUCUUGUUUGGAGCAUAUCAGGACUGGCUGCAGAUGGGACCUGAAGAUGACGAAGAAAGUGAAGAAGCAGCAUUACAACCUCACAUCCAAGCAAUGACGGACGAAUUUGAACGGAUCAACUCCAAGCACGCGGAAGAGCUACGGCUGUACGAAGCAGAGCACGAAGCUUUGAAAGCGCAGGUCGAAGAGUUCGAGCGCAACGCCCCCGACGUAGCCAAGUUGGAUAAGCACUUCAAAAUCCUUGAGGACGACAAGAAGAAAUUCGAAGAGUACAAUGCAAACGUACAAGCAAAGAUUGAAAAAUACGACGCGCGAAUUAAGAUCCUCGAAGCAGAAAUUCAACGAACAGAAGCAGACCUGCAAGUAGUCGAGCAAGAACGUCAGAGCCUCCAACAAUCUGUCGACCGGCAAGGCCUCAAUAUCCAAGACAUCGACCGAAUGAACACGGAGCGCGAACGACUUACGAAAAGUCACGAAGAUGCACUCGUGAUGCUGGAUGAAGUCAACAAGAAAGUCCUGGAGAAAGAAGCUGAAACGUCGCGAAAACUUGAAGACCUCGAAGUUGUCGUCAAGCGCUACAAUUCCUUGGGUUAUCAAAUGUCCCUCAUCCCCUCUACAGCGGUCAAUGCGAAAGGCGUCGACUUCGAACUCAGCCUCAACAUCUCGGACAAUUUCUCGACGUCGACGUCGCGUAGAAGGGGAUCGCCUGACACCGACCGUCUCCUAGCGGACAACAACGUGGGCUACUCGCCCGUCCACCUGCUGAAUUUGGACCUACGAGGCGCGGUACGGAAUGCCUUCAUCGCGCUGCGCAAGGAGAUCAACGAGCGCCGCAAAGCCGCUGCCGACGCGGACCUGAACGCGCGGGAUUUUCUGGACAACAUCUCCGAAGCGCUGCACGAGAAGAACACCGAGAUCGACAAUUUGAAUUACCGCGUCAACGAAGCCAGCCGGAUGUACGCGUCGCUCAAGGAAAGUCAGACCACGACGCACACGCAGCAAACGAGCGCGAUCGAGAAGCUCGAGAAGGAGCUCGCGAGGAUGAGGGAGGGCCUGGAGCGCGGCGUCGUCGAGCUCGAGCAGCGCGAGAUCGAGGUCGGCGUGGCAUGGGAGAGCAUGCGCGAGGAAGCUGCCAGAGUGCGCGAGGAACUACAUUCGGGCAUCGAGAGGUGUCUGGAGGAUGUGAUCCGGUUCAAGGUUCGUGUGCAAAAGGGGCUCGAGGAGUUCGAAGGCUGGGUCGGUGAGGAGGUAGAGGUAGAGCUGUUGGGAGAUGAGAUGGAUGGUAUGGGUUUGGAAGAUAAGAGGGAUGAGGAGUGA
Exophiala spinifera is the source of this 2214-nucleotide messenger RNA. RefSeq lists its product as uncharacterized. Lineage: Eukaryota; Fungi; Ascomycota; Eurotiomycetes; Chaetothyriales; Herpotrichiellaceae. Gene Ontology annotation, biological process: attachment of mitotic spindle microtubules to kinetochore. The coding region runs from base 1 to 2214 and encodes 737 amino acids. The record is from RefSeq and is a predicted model, not a curated record. The transcript has a single exon. Gene Ontology annotation, cellular component: Ndc80 complex.